Molecule: messenger RNA, 159 nt
Organism: Paramecium pentaurelia
Lineage: Eukaryota; Ciliophora; Oligohymenophorea; Peniculida; Parameciidae
Source: the annotation of a GenBank genome assembly
AUGUGGAAAAAUAAACAUCAAUAACAAGUAUUUCAUCAGAAGAUUUUUAUUUAUGUAUGGCUCAUGAAAUCUGAGAUUAUGCUAAUCAAUUAAUAGAAGAAACUAAAAUUAAUAAUCAUACCAACUACUAUGACUAAUCAAUAAUAGGAUUAUGAAUGA